Molecule: messenger RNA, 996 nt
Organism: Amoebophrya sp. A120
Lineage: Eukaryota; Dinophyceae; Syndiniales; Amoebophryaceae
Source: the annotation of a GenBank genome assembly
AUGGGGGGUGAUCACAGUAAGGAUGCUGAAUUUGCUCCCGUUGUUGUUGUGGACGAUCCUACACGUCUCCCCGACGAAAUUCGACCUCCAUUGGAGCCCGACGAGGUCGGCGGAGCUAGUGGCAGCCUCGGAACGACUUCGCCCAUCGAAGAUCUAAGAAGCACAGACGCCGUGACUCAACUUCUAAUGAACAAAGACCCCGUGACUCAAGUUCAAACUACAUUCCCAAACUCCCUUUUCGAGGCCAUGUCAACCGUCCAGAUGUUCCGGGCCAAGUCAGAGGAGGACAAGACAAAAUCAGAAGAGCCAAUGCCCUUCGCUGUUAUGGUUCCCAGCCAUUUCUUUGACGAUAAAAAAAAACCAGUUGGGAAACCAGGAAUUCAAGUUUUUCCUGUCACAAAAAGAGCGACAAGUGUCAGAAAAGCAGAAGAAGAAGAAUCGCUAGGAGGACGAGCUAUCGGUGGAGAAGGAGAAGCACCCACCGUGGCGGAGAAAACAAAUGAAGCUGUCGGUGUCGCUGAUUUUUUUUACAACCAGGCCACGCAGGCUCAAAUGUGUGGGCGAGGAAGCAUUCGACGAGAAGAGAUUUAUAACUUUUUGUCUUUGUCGUCUUCAUUUUCACUUUCAGAACGCGGUUCGGAGAUAUCACAAACUCAAUGGUGUGACUAUGCUGAUGAAGAGAUCGGAGGCGACCACCACGCACCAAAGAGCUUAUUUGUGGUCGUGAAACCGGAGGUUUUCUUGGGUGUUGAACAUGUUACUGUUAGAACUCUCUUGCAGGGUGGACAAGAAGGAGCUGCGGGACCCCCCGAACCGAAAAAACAGAAGUUCUUGCAGACGCAUCUUAUUCUAAGAGAAGCUGACUUCAGGUUGAGCAUUCAAAUGAACCGCGAGGCAGCCGCAGCUUUUGGGAGCUUGUCAUUCGCGAGGAGCGAACAAAAAGAUAUCGACCGUGUCUUGACGGAGUUUGAGCAACCGGUGUGGAAUGAAAAGGAC